UAUUUAAACCACUCUUCUCCCUUCUCUUCUUCCUCAGGAACACAACAAACUCCAAAUAACUUCACCUACAAUUCAAGAAUCUCUCUUCCUUCACCUACAAUUCAAAAGAUCUGAUCCUAUAUAUUUAACAGAAAAGGUCAUAAACCAAUGGAUCAGAUUAACGGAUCAGUUCACCAAAACGGCAAGAUCGAAGCCAUGUUGUGCGGCGGAGUAGAGAAGACCAAGGUGGCUGUGGCCGCGGAUCCGUUGAACUGGGGUGCAGCGGCUGAGCAGAUGAAAGGGAGUCACUUGGAUGAGGUGAAGAGGAUGGUCGAGGAGUACCGUAGACCGGUGGUGAAUCUCGGGGGAGAGACGCUGACUAUAGGACAAGUCGCGGCUAUCUCCACCGUAGGAGGAGGUGUUAAGGUUGAGCUAGCGGAGGCUUCGAGAGCUGGCGUGAAAGCUAGUAGCGAUUGGGUUAUGGAGAGUAUGGGCAAAGGUACCGACAGUUACGGUGUCACCACCGGUUUUGGAGCUACCUCUCACCGGAGAACCAAAAACGGCACCGCAUUGCAAACGGAACUCAUCAGAUUUUUGAACGCCGGAAUAUUCGGUAACACGAAGGAGACAUGCCACACCUUACCGGAAUCCGCCACGAGAGCCGCCAUGCUCGUCCGAGUCAACACACUCCUCCAAGGAUACUCCGGGAUCCGAUUCGAAAUCCUCGAAGCCAUCACCAGCUUCCUCAACCACAACAUCUCUCCAUCACUCCCCCUCCGCGGAACCAUAACAGCCUCCGGCGAUCUCGUCCCCCUCUCCUACAUCGCCGGCCUCCUCACCGGCCGUCCAAACUCCAAAGCCACUGGUCCCAACGGCGAAUCCCUAACCGCCGAGGAAGCCUUCCAACAAGCCGGAAUCGCCUCCGGAUUCUUCGAUCUACAGCCCAAGGAAGGCCUAGCGCUCGUCAACGGCACGGCGGUCGGAUCCGGCAUGGCGUCGAUGGUUCUAUUCGAGGCGAACGUCCAAUCGGUGCUAGCGGAGGUCUUAUCGGCGAUCUUCGCGGAGGUGAUGAGCGGGAAGCCUGAGUUCACCGAUCAUCUGACUCACAGGCUGAAACAUCACCCCGGACAGAUCGAAGCGGCGGCGAUCAUGGAGCACAUACUCGACGGAAGCUCGUACAUGAAGCUAGCGCAGAAGCUCCACGAGAUGGAUCCGUUGCAGAAGCCGAAACAAGACCGUUACGCCCUCCGCACCUCUCCUCAGUGGCUCGGCCCUCAGAUCGAAGUGAUCCGUCACGCCACGAAGUCGAUCGAGCGCGAGAUCAACUCCGUUAACGACAAUCCGCUGAUCGAUGUGUCCAGAAACAAAGCGAUCCACGGUGGUAACUUCCAGGGGACGCCGAUCGGAGUCUCGAUGGAUAACACGCGUUUGGCGGUUGCUUCGAUAGGGAAGCUCAUGUUCGCUCAGUUCUCGGAGCUUGUUAACGAUUUCUACAACAACGGUCUUCCUUCGAAUCUAACGGCUUCGAACAAUCCGAGCUUGGAUUACGGAUUCAAAGGAGCUGAGAUCGCUAUGGCUUCGUAUUGCUCUGAGCUUCAGUACUUGGCCAAUCCUGUCACGAGCCAUGUUCAGUCAGCUGAGCAGCAUAACCAAGACGUUAACUCUUUGGGGCUCAUCUCGUCGCGCAAAACGUCGGAAGCUGUUGACAUUCUCAAGCUCAUGUCGACGACGUUCCUCGUCGCGAUAUGCCAGGCUGUUGAUCUGAGACAUCUCGAGGAGAAUCUGAGACAGACGGUGAAGAACACGGUCUCUCAAGUGGCGAAGAAAGUGUUGACUACUGGAGUCAACGGUGAGCUGCAUCCUUCGCGCUUCUGCGAGAAGGACUUGCUUAAGGUCGUCGAUCGUGAGCAGGUGUUCACGUACGUGGAUGAUCCUUGUAGCGCCACGUACCCGUUGAUGCAGAAGCUGAGACAGGUUAUUGUUGACCACGCUUUGUCUAACGGUGAGACUGAGAAGAACGCGGUGACUUCGAUCUUUCAAAAGAUCGGAGCGUUCGAGGAAGAGCUGAAGAUGGUUCUUCCUAAAGAAGUGGAUGCGGCUAGAGAGGCUUAUGGUAAUGGAAACGCGGCGAUUCCGAACAGGAUUAAGGAGUGUCGAUCUUACCCGUUGUAUAAGUUCGUGAGGGAAGAGCUCGGAACGAAGUUGUUAACAGGAGAGAAGGUUGUGUCUCCGGGAGAGGAGUUUGAUAAGGUGUUCACUGCAAUGUGUGAAGGUAAGAUCAUUGAUCCGCUGAUGGAUUGUCUCAAGGAAUGGAACGGAGCUCCGAUUCCGAUAUGCUAAGACAGCAUUCCUCUGUUUUUGUUCUGUUUUUGCUUUGUCUAAUUUUAUAUGUUUGAAUCAAAUGUUUUACCACUGAGUGAUUGUAAUGUGAAUGGUGUCAUUUUGUAUGAUAUAAAUAUAUAUAUAUGAAAAUUUACGUGUAACUA
Raphanus sativus (radish) is the source of this 2465-nucleotide messenger RNA. RefSeq names its product phenylalanine ammonia-lyase 2. The record is from RefSeq and is a predicted model, not a curated record. Gene Ontology annotation, biological process: L-phenylalanine catabolic process. NCBI's taxonomy places the organism in Eukaryota, Viridiplantae, Streptophyta, Magnoliopsida, Brassicales, Brassicaceae. Gene Ontology annotation, molecular function: phenylalanine ammonia-lyase activity. The transcript has 2 exons. Gene Ontology annotation, cellular component: cytoplasm. The coding region runs from base 148 to 2319 and encodes 723 amino acids.